AAGGCAAUCAACCUAGCUAUCUUUUUCUUCUCAUCAAACACACACAGCGCAACCCAAUCGAAGAAGAACAAGAAUAAGACUGCGGAGAGAAACCCUCAAAAUGCAUUCAUUCGGCUACAGAGUCAACGCGUUGCUCACCUUUGCCGUUACGAUUCUCGCCCUCAUGUGCGCCAUGGCCUCCCUCUCCGACAACUUCAACUCCCCCACUCCCUCCGCGCAAGUCCAGGUCUUGAACAUCAAUUGGUUUCAGAAACAGCCCAACGGCAAUGACGAGGUCAGCAUGACACUGAAUAUAUCAGCAGAUUUGCAGUCCCUUUUCACAUGGAACACAAAACAGGUUUUUGUUUUUCUAGCUGCCGAGUAUGAAACUCCAAAGAAUUCCUUGAAUCAGAUAUCCCUAUGGGAUGGUAUCAUUCCCUCUAAAGAGCAUGCCAAGUUUUGGAUUCAUACAUCGAAUAAGUACCGCUUCAUUGACCAGGGGAGCAAUUUGCGUGGCAAAGAAUAUAACCUGACUAUGCAUUGGCAUGUUAUGCCAAAGACUGGCAAAAUGUUUGCAGAUAAAAUAGUCAUGCCAGGUUACCGAUUGCCACAAGAAUAUAGAUGAUGUCUUCUUGUCAAGUUAAUUUUUUUUCCUGUAACUCUAACCUUUUCUAUAGCGGAUAUAGAAUGUUGGUUCAAAGAACUAGAAUCAGGAAGGGAUUUUGUGUUUUGGAAAGUGAAAUCAAUAGUGUCUGAAUGAAUAUUUGAGCAUCCGAAGUUUGCUUGUGUUCUUCAAUUGUCUCUUGCAUUGUUCUGAACUUUUUUAGUUCCUCCAGAAAAAACAUAUUAUGCUAUAAUGAACCCUCUAGCUGUUGAAAGUUGAAACUACUUGAGCAGUGUUCACCUUGAAAAAAAAAAAUCAACCUAGCUAUUUCAAUGCUCGAUGAAUCCAUCGGACUGAAUUUGCCAUGUUUCUUGAUAUUCUAAUUAUCGCAAAUGAUGUAAUUCAAAGUUGAAAAUUUUUCUAAAGUAAAGUGCUUCGGACUUGCCAACUCUUUGGC
Molecule: messenger RNA, 1040 nt
Organism: Cajanus cajan (pigeon pea)
Lineage: Eukaryota; Viridiplantae; Streptophyta; Magnoliopsida; Fabales; Fabaceae
Product: signal peptidase complex subunit 3B
Biological process (GO): protein targeting to ER
Cellular component (GO): signal peptidase complex; membrane
Source: RefSeq, a predicted model, not a curated record